AUGGAUAAGAAGCAAUGGAGGGAAGCAGUGAGCCUUAGUUCUUUCAUUGUUUGGACAAUCUGGAAAGCUAGAAAUGAUACUGUCUUUGGCAGGAAAAAAUGGAGUCCAGGUGAGGUCAUAUCACUGGCGUCUCAAGCUUUUCAUGAAUUUUGUUCUGUUAUAGACUGCCCUCAAAACAACAUUUCACAAGCUUCUUAUCACAACAUAGAAAAGACCAAAUGGACUCCUCCUACUACUCCUUCCAUAAAGGUAAAUUGUGAUGCGUCUUGGAGCCCAAAUCAUAGUAAAUGUGGGUUGGGUAUUGUGAUUAGAGACUCUAGCAUUUCAGUUCUCUUGGCGGUGUUUGAAGUUUCAAGUUUUGGAAGCAUCUUGGAAUGGGAAGCCCUUGCAGUGCGCAGUGGACUUUUAGAGGCAAUCUCCUUGGGAGUUGAAGCUCUUCAAGUGGAGUCUGACUCCAAGGAGGUCAUCAAUUAUAAACAGAGAUCGGCCAACAAAGCUCCUUUAGCCAUUCAGCCUAUUUCUCUCAGAUAUCAUUCACCUCUCUACUUGGUUCAAUUAUUAUAUUUUCUCCUUUAUUUCUAG
Messenger RNA from Macadamia integrifolia, 582 nucleotides. RefSeq lists its product as uncharacterized. The record is from RefSeq and is a predicted model, not a curated record. The transcript has a single exon. NCBI's taxonomy places the organism in Eukaryota, Viridiplantae, Streptophyta, Magnoliopsida, Proteales, Proteaceae. Bases 1 to 582 code for a protein of 193 amino acids. Gene Ontology annotation, molecular function: nucleic acid binding; RNA-DNA hybrid ribonuclease activity.